AUGAACUUGCUGGAGCGAUUCAAGAAGCGCUUAGCUUCAUCUAAUCAGUCGGCGAUCUUACAUGACAAAAAAAUAGAAAUCAAAGAAGAGGAGAAGAAGGAAGAGGAAGAAGAAGAGAAGAAGUUUGGCAUAGAUUUGGAUGCAGAAGAUGUCGUGGGCGAUGACUGGAUGGGCCAUAAGUUCGAGGCCGAAGAUGAGGAUCCAAAACUUUCGAAAGCAAAAGAUGCUAAUCUGAGAGAGGAGAGUGAAGAUUGGUAUGACAUUAGUGAUCCCAGAAACAAAAUGAAUCAACGGCGACGGGGAGAGAUCUGA
Messenger RNA from Strongylus vulgaris, 312 nucleotides. NCBI's taxonomy places the organism in Eukaryota, Metazoa, Nematoda, Chromadorea, Rhabditida, Strongylidae. The record is from the annotation of a GenBank genome assembly.